UCAUCGUUCUUCGCGAUCUUAAACUUCGACGUCAACAACAUACCGAGUCCAAUUUCGCGCCGCCGAUAUCCUUCCGAACCAUACAGACGGGCAAACUAUCUCCGAAUCAAACCCCGAACACGGCAUCUCCAGAAUAUCUGCACCAGGAAUACCGACGACGCGUAGCUUCACCGAAACCCCCGAGUCACCUGCAAAUCCCAUCGUUGAGAAGAGAUACGACACAGGAGGAAGGAGAUAGCGGGGAAAGGUGAAGAACAUCAACAGGACAACAAUGGGUCUGCGCCGAACGCCGCCCCCAGAGGCUGGGGCGAUAGCAGCAACGUCGCAACCCACGAUAUCACAAGGAACAACACCAAGAGCAAUCACGCCGAGAGCAACGACACCGAGAACAACGACGCCGAGAGCAAGGACGACAAGAGCAACGACACCGAGAUCAGUGUCUUCAGAUCCGACCGCACAUCUUCAACGCGCUGCCGAAGUACUCCAAGUCCUCGACGCCCUCGACGCCUCCACGCGCGACGAAAUCACCAUCAUCAAGAUCUCGGAGCCUAUAUCAAGCGCAUUGCACUCGGCUACAUCCAAGAACAACGGUAGCAGCAACAGCAACAAUGACGAAUCACACGACCAGCAACCAAGCACCACUGCCCCGCGCACCUCAGACGUUUCCGCUCACAGCGCUUCCUCCGCGCUCGACGCGCCCACACCCGCCAGCCUCGAGGCCGACCUAGCGCACUAUAAAGAGCUCUUCGCCAAGCUCCGCUUCUCCUACGUCGAACAAGUCACCAAAGAAAAAUUUAUACGCGCCAUCGUCGGCGACCCGCCGCUGAUCGUCACGCCGCAAGAGAAUGCAGACCUCGAGGCGAGCAACGUGGCCGCCAAGGCCUCGCUCAAGGCGCUCAAGACCGAAGUCGCCCUGCUCGUCGAAGACCUCGAGUCCCGCUCGCGCGAGCUCGCAGCGCGGUACGAGCGCGUGAAGCUGGACCGGGUCAAGCUGAGGGAGCUGCCCGGAAAGAUGGAAGAGCUGCAGAAGAGGGUGGACGAGUUGCGGACGAAGCAGGCCAUCCAGCCGGGGAGCCUGCCGGAGAUGAACCUGCCGCUUGCGAAGACGGCGGCGCUGGUGGAGGAGCGGAGGCAGAAAGUUAGGGACCUGGAGAGGCAGGUGGAGCAGCUGUCGAGCCUGGCGCCGAGGAAGAGAAAAGAGAUGGAACGGCUACAGAUGGAGGUCACGGUUUUGGCGGCGAAAAGGACGCAGGUGAGCGCGGCGGCAAGGGAGGCGAAGAGGCGGAGGGAGAACGCGCAGAAGGCGGGCGGGGCGGACGAUGAGAUGGAGGCCAAGGGGAGGUGGUAUCGGGCGAGCGAGGCUGCUUUGAGGGAGAUGCUGGGCUUGAAGGAGUAAGGAUAUGAAGAAUGUGUGAUGUUUUGUUUCGGUUGCUUC
Neurospora tetraspora is the source of this 1435-nucleotide messenger RNA. RefSeq lists its product as uncharacterized. Gene Ontology annotation, cellular component: kinetochore. The record is from RefSeq and is a predicted model, not a curated record. The coding region runs from base 272 to 1396 and encodes 374 amino acids. Lineage: Eukaryota; Fungi; Ascomycota; Sordariomycetes; Sordariales; Sordariaceae. The transcript has a single exon. Gene Ontology annotation, biological process: attachment of mitotic spindle microtubules to kinetochore; protein localization to kinetochore.